GAAAUAAUAGCAAUAGCACUUGUAGACUGUAGUAAAGUUAGUGUCCGAAACUGCAAUUUGUUCUCAUCUAAACAGUAAUUUGAAUCGCCCAAACCCUAUCCCGGUGAAAACUUGUCCGAUACACUCAUCAAAACGACGACACCGCUGACUUUGAUUGAAUGUAAAGUGGACGCUUGAAGGCCUGGAAAGCGUGAAUCUCCAUGGAGUCAAAACGACGUCGUAGUGAUGCUUUGCUCCCCUGGUUUUUGGCGAUUGAAGCCCUCGCCUCUUAUCAAACCGAUCCAUCUUUUCUAUUCGAUUUAGUGAAAAAGAUUCCGGGGGAUUGUUCGGAGAAUGAUGGGAAGAAUGCGAGAGAAUUGGUGUGCUUGAGGGUUUUAGAGAGUCUAUCUGUUCUCGAAAAUGGAAAAAUGAAAGCGGAUUCUGGUGCUCGUAUUAGUCCAUCGGAUUGUUGUGAAGAUGUUCUUAUACAAGUACUGCUUAAGAUUUCGUCAAGAGAAAAUCAGGAAUUGAGUAAAUCUGGAAUGUUGAAAGGGGAUAUCGAGCAAUAUGUUAAGCGGAAAAUAUCUUGCUUGCCUAAAUGCGGUUUGGAACGGCUGAAGGAUGUGAUUUUGAAAGACAGCGAUGUGAUUCCCUUGUCUGUGAAGGAAAAGAGUGGUUUGUUAAAGAAAUAUCAUUCUGAUGGAAAUGCAACAAGGGAUGAAAGGAGUGACCGUGAUGCUUUGUUCCCCUGGUUUUUGGCGAUUGAAGCCCUCACCUCUGAUCAAACCGAUCCAUCUUUUCUAUUCGAUUUAGUGAAAAAGAUUCCGAGGGAUUGUUCGGAGAAUGACGGGAAGAAUGCGAGAGAAUUGGUGUGCUUGAGGGUUUUAGAGAGUCUAUCUGUCCUCGAAAAUGGAAAAAUUAAAGCGGAUUCUAGUGCUCGUAUUAGUCCAUCGGAUUGUGGUGAAGAUGUUCUUAUACAAGUACUGCUUAAGAUUGUACAUUCGUCAAGAGAAAAUCAGGAAUUGAGUAAAUCUGAAAUGUUGAAAGGGGAUAUCGAGCAAUAUGUUAAGCGGAAAAUAUCUUGCUUGCCUAAAUGCGGUUUGGAACAGCUGAAGGAUGUGAUUUUGAAAGACAGCGAUGUGAUUCCCUUGUCUGUGAAGGAAAAGAGUGGUUUGUCAAAGAAAUAUCAUUCUGAUGGAAAUUCAACAAGGGAUGAAAGGAGUGACUGUGAUGCUUUGGAUGAUCCUCCUGUUAGGGACUUGCCAUCUGGAAAGACUGAUGUGAAAGACUCGGGGUAUGCUAAUCAAGAGGGUUCAACUUCUUUAAAUGAGAAAUUUCAUGUUGACAGUGUUCCUGUAGAAAUUGUCCAACAUAGUGGCGAAGAAGAGUCAAACUUACUUAGAGAACUUGGGGUGGAAAAUUUAAGAGAGACCGUUACUUCUGAGAAUGUUGAUUCUGAUCGUGUUGCAUCAAAGAAGCUUAGAAUGAGCUUCACUGUCGGUGAUGCCCAGCUCUUGCAUAAUCAACUACAAGGUACUUGUAAUGUUGAAAAAUUGACUCAAGGUACAUCUGGUGAAGAACAUGACUUAAACAUCAUUGCUGGUGAAGCUAAAAAUGAUGCUGAAGGCUAUGUUGAAUCAAAAACUGUAGUCAGUUCACCGCGGUUUGUCGAUCAAGGAACAAAUUCUGUUCAUGAAGCCAAAGAUAACUGCGAUCAUAGUUUAUCACUGACCCCUAAUAGUUUACGAUGUGGUGAGAUCAGAGCUACAGUGGAGAGUGAACAUCAAUCCGAAACUUUAUCUGAUGAUGAGAUCCUUAUAAGAAAUACUACAUUUUUAAACUCUCAAUGUUCACACAGUCAAGAUUCCUUGGCUACAUUGAAUGGAAUGAAGCUUUGUAUGAUAUGUAAGAUUGGUGGUCAGUUGUUGGUUUGUAGUUCUGGGUCCUGCCAAAGAGUGGUCCAUGAGAGAUGCAUGGGUGUUGCACCCACCUUUGAUGUGACAAGGAGGUUUUACUGUCCCUUUUGUGCAUAUUCACGAGCAAUUUCAGAGUACUCAGAGAGCAAAAAGAAGUACUCCUUAGCAAGGAAAACUCUUGUGGCCUUCAUUAACCGAGAUGAAUAUCGUCUGAGGAACUCCUCCAGUGUUUUACAUAGGGAAGAUCAGAAUCACUCAAGAGAAUCUGAAAUUUCAAAUAAAAGCAUUGAAGAAAACAGGCUUGAGAAUGUUGUAAGCAGAGAGAUCAAAAAUAGUUCCAGAAAAAAUACAGGAGACAAACCCUCAAUAUCCUGUGAUUCAUCAAGUAGGAAAAGGGCAAGAGCUGUAACUUCUGGAGAAAAUGAAGUUGCAUUAGAAGUCAAGAGUAAUGCAGAAGGCUGCCAAUCCUUAAGUGAACAGGAAAAGCAGGUUCCUGUACUAGGUGUCCAGAACAGAGAACCUGAGAGUUCACUGCCUGGAGUGAGUGAACAACUUGGCACAGUCGAAAAGCUUCAGGAAUUUUCACAUCAGCCAAAAGGUGUCCCCCAAGUAGAAAAUAAAGAAGACCUAUAUUUAGCAUCCCAAGCUAUCAAGGAUAGUGAAGCUUACAGCUCCAAGUCCAAAUAUUCGGAAAUUGCCUAUAGGCGUAAGCGACAUUCUGGAACUCCAAAGGAGCAGGAUGUUUCUAAUCAACCAACAGUUUCACCCUGUGAACCUGCAAAGCCAAAGCAUUCUGCUGAAGGAAAAAGUUCAGGGGAGAGAAGCGAAUCUACUACUCAACACUCCUUAAGAAUCCGGAAGCGAAAACAGCAGUACUCAUAUCCAUCAAUGCCACAUUUGAGGAGGAAGAAAAUUCUAUGGUCAAAUGCCGAGGAAGAGGCACUAAAGGAGGGAGUAAAGAGAUUUGCAAGUCAUCAUGAUGGACUAAUGCCAUGGAAGACGAUUUUAGAAUUUGGAGGUGAUGUUUUCAAGAAUCGUACAGCUAUAGACCUGAAGGAUAAAUGGAGGAAUAUCUCCAAAGCAUCUGCAAAAGUAUGAAGGAACUAGUCAAAAUUUGGGUAUACUUUGUUUUGGGUACUUCGUUUUUGCCUCUCCUGUCUAUAAGUAUGAAGGAACUGUUCUGCUUCGGCUUUUGCUAGUAAAGCUUACUGUAGAUGGUUGAUUAUCAGUGGAGUAUAUAUUUUUCUUAUGUUCAA
This is a messenger RNA of Daucus carota subsp. sativus, 3151 nucleotides long. RefSeq lists its product as uncharacterized. The record is from RefSeq and is a predicted model, not a curated record. The transcript has 9 exons. Bases 201 to 2993 code for a protein of 930 amino acids. NCBI's taxonomy places the organism in Eukaryota, Viridiplantae, Streptophyta, Magnoliopsida, Apiales, Apiaceae.